Messenger RNA from Mercenaria mercenaria, 4553 nucleotides. RefSeq lists its product as uncharacterized. Bases 11 to 1651 code for a protein of 546 amino acids. Gene Ontology annotation, molecular function: catalytic activity. The transcript has 11 exons. Gene Ontology annotation, biological process: GPI anchor biosynthetic process. The record is from RefSeq and is a predicted model, not a curated record. Gene Ontology annotation, cellular component: endoplasmic reticulum. Lineage: Eukaryota; Metazoa; Mollusca; Bivalvia; Venerida; Veneridae.
ACAUCCGGUAAUGUGUAUAAGGUGGCAUUCCACAUUUUUUGGAGAUAAUGGCAGUAUUCUGGAAUUAAUGAUGAAAAUAACAGUUCAUAUACGUUCUACUGUUACUUACAGAAUAUUUAUUUGGUUGUUUUGUCUUAUGACGGCUUGUGAAGGAUCCUUACGAGAGUACUUUGGAAAUGCUCUUCGCCAGGAUAUUAAAGCAGUGACAGCUACAGAUUCUGAUGUCGUAGAAGUGAUCAAGUAUGUGCAACAGUAUACCAGAAAGCGCUACCCGUGGAACAUACCAAGUCAGGGGCUUGACCCUGUCGUGACACAGCUUAGUAAAAAGUUGCUUAUAUACACACAUGACGGUGAAACGCCGCUUUUCUUCGAGGACGAAGUUAAAGACAGGUCAGGACUUGAGCAUGGAGUCACAAGAUUCAUUCCCCUGGGUGCCAUGUACGAUUUUGUGCUGAGCUGGACAGAAAGUAUGGUCGAAUUUUGCCACAACUAUACGGUGUCAGUCUAUCCAAAAGAUCGUAUCAAUAUUUACACCCAUACCUUUUACCUUCAAAACUUAAACAUCACAAACCCUGGCACAGACGAAAUACAGUACCUUUUUCCAAAAGUAGGUAGUAGUUAUUUCAAGUACUUAGCAGGUAGCGAGCAUGUAGGACAAUUUUCGUACACUUCGGAAUUCUCGCAUCUGGAAACGGAAGAAGCGUUUAAGGGAUAUUCUGGUACCCCAGGCGCUCAUUCAGAUCAGUUGGAGGGAGGAAGUGGUAUCAAGUCUUCGUUCACGGACAAGAGCGGGAGUAGUAAACGACUUAGAGUGAUGACGUACAAUAUCUGGAAUAUGAACUCAAAGUCUACAAGAGCUGGUGGGUACACGGAGAGAAUGAAACGAUUGAAAGAGGCAAUAUUAAAGACUGAUCCAGAUGUAAUUGCAUUGCAAGAGGUACGUUAUGAAGAGGCAAAGGGGGAAGAUUUGGGUCCUUGUCAGAUUCAUACAUUGUCAGAAUGGCUACCACAAUAUCAGUUCGUGUUUCAGCCAGCUCAGAUGCAAAUGAACACAGUGUAUGAAGGACGGACAGAAGAAGGUGUGGCUAUCAUGUCAAAGUAUCCAAUCAUAUCAUAUGAUAGCAUCAUGCUAUUUAUCAAUCGGAGCAACAGUGCUGAUACACAUCAAAGAGUUUUACUUCAGGCAGAUAUAUUCAUACCCUCUGUAGGAAUGGUUCACAUAUUCAAUACACAUCUGUCCUUGAGUCAUGAGGCAAGGGAGAAGUGUGCAGUACAGAUCUGGAACCAUGUAAAACCAAUGAAGGGACCAGUACUUGUACUUGGAGAUUUAAAUGCUGAACCGCACGAGCUUUCUGUGCAAUAUUUGCGUGGGCAGGAUGUGUUCCCAGGGGAGGACAGAUCUGAGCUGGUAGAUGUCUGGUCCAAAUUGAACCCAGAUGAUAAAGGACUAACAUUCGGUACUCUUGACAAGAAUCUCACCAAAAGGAUUGACUAUAUUUUCUAUCGAGGCGGGGUACAGUGUUGUGAUAUAGAAGCCUGUUACAUUCCAGAUGAUGGGGGUAGAGGAUACAAGGCGGCGUCAGAUCAUUUACCACUGAUGGCAGUUUUAUCCUUGAAGACGAAGACGAAACAUUCCACAGAUUCCAGCUAAAUUUUCUGACAGUUAUGUUCAGAAUUUUAUUUCACUGCCCAAAAAAGUGGAAAAUCCAGCUUUUUGUGCUAGUGCAAAAUGACAUUUUGAACUGCUGAAUAGAUGCUUUUUAGUAUUGUGCAAUAUAAAUCUUUAAUAGAUUGAUGUAUUUAAAAGGUAUACCAUGUUUUGGUAUAUUCAAGAUGAUGUUAAUGAUUGACCUAAGUCUAAGUGACACAUGAACAUGUCACUUAGCUAAAUUAGAGAAGUUAUAACAGGAAAAUUAGGGUUAAAAUAGCAAAAUCAGAAAAGUUAGAAUAGCUGACUGAAAAAUAUGAUAAAAUACACUUAUUGAAUGGCUUGCUAGUGAAAUCAAAAACAAUUGCCCAAGGGGCCAGUAGUAUCGACAAUUGAAUGGCAAGCCAUUAAAAAAGUGUAAAAUGACAUGACAAAAAAUUAAUUUUCACAAUUUUUGUCGAGCCCGCUUGCGGUGAGCUCGACAAGUCACUUUUGGCAGGUCGGUGUAUGUACGUGCAUGCGUCCGAUUUUGUCCGAACCGUAACUUUGACAUGCAUGGACCAAUCUUGUUUAUAUUUGGCAUGACGCUUGUACUGGCCACAAUGUUCACAAAACCUUUUUCGGUCUUAAGACUGAAAUUUUAACAACAUUUCUCUAGAACUUCCAAACUGACAAACUAACAGUCACUUAGAAACAGUCAUUAACAUAACUUUUAAUUUUAAACAUAUAAUUUAAUAUGAAUGACAAAUAGUUUCAUUAUCAUUUUCAGCAGAGACUGAAAAUGUUUGGUGAACGUUGGGCCUAAAUUCAAAUAUGUUUGUGUAAUUUACACUUCGACUUUUAUGCUAAAUGUGCCAUUUUUUAUUUGAAUAAUGUACAUAAAUAUGAUAUUAGGUUAGAGACCACCAAUUGUUUUCCCAUAGACUUACAUUGUAACAUUAUGGCAUGUACGGCCUUCCAUACAUCGAAACAUGUAUAUCUAAUUACAAGUUUUUCAAGAACUAUCUUAGUUCUACCAAAAUAUCGGACGAAAAACAUAUGAAUAGUGAUACUUUAUUUAAGUAAUUUUCGUGUGAAUGAGAUGACCCCCUUUUUACAUCAUUGACAUGGCAGGAGAAAUUCGUUUGAUAUAACUUUUUUUCAAUACACAUAAAAUGUAGCAAAUUUUGUCAAAAUGUAUAAUAAAAUACUGUAAAUGCAGUGAAAAAAUAUCAAUUUUGAAAAAAUAAUCACUUCCUGGGUUUGUUUACAUGACUGACUAAUCAGAACGCACAGACGUUACCUUAUUCCCAGGUAUACACUUACCUCAUUCCCAGUAAGUUCCCUGUACUUUUUAGCUCGACUAUACGAAGUAUAAGGAGAGCUAUCCUACUCGCCCCGGCGUCGGCGUCUUUCCGCGUCCCCACCUUGGUUAAAGUUUUGGUGCACUUUCUCUUUUUUCAACUUAUCUCUGUAAUUACUUGAGGGGUUUGGUUCAAACUUGAAAUAGUUAUUCCUCAUCAUCAUCCACAUCAUCUGACAUAAGGGCCAUAACUCUGGCACCAAUAUUUCAUGAAUUAUCCCCCCUUGUCACAUAGAUUUUCAGGUUAAAGUUUUGGUGCACUUUCACUCUAUCUCUGUUAUUACUGAAUGGAUUUGAUUCAAACUUAAAAUAGUUGUUCAACAUCAUCACCCACAUCAUAUAACACAAGGUACAUAACUCUGGCACCAUUUUUUCAUGAAUUAUUCCCCCUUUUUACUUAGAAUUUCAGGUUAAAGUUUUGGUGCACUUUCACUCUACCUCUGUAUUACUGAAUGGAUUUGGUUCAAACUUAAAAUAGUUGUUCAGCAUCAUCACCCACAUCAUAUGACACAAGAUGCAUAACUCUGGCACAAUUUUUCAUGAAUUAUUCCCCUUUUUACUUACAAUUUCAGGUUAAAGUUCUAUGCACUUUCACUCUAUCUCUGUUAUUACUGAAUGGAUCUGAUUCAAACUUAAACAAUUGUUCAACAUCAUUACCCUUAUCAUAUGACACAAGGUGCAUAACUCUGGGACCAAUUUUUCAUGAAUUAUUUCCCCUUUUUACUUAGAAUUUUAGGUUAAAGUUUUGAUGCACUUUCAUUCCACCUCUGUUAUUACUGAAUGGAUUUGAUUCAAACUUAAAAUAGUUGUUCAACAUCAUCACCCGCACCAUAUGACGUAAGGUGCAUAACUCUGGCACCAAUUUUUCAUUAAUUAUUCCCCCUUUUUACUUAGAAGUUUAGGUUAAAGAUUUGAUGCACUUUCACUCUGUCUCUGUUAUUACUGAAUGGAUUUGAUUCAAACUUAAAAUAGUUGUUCACCAUCAUCACCCACACCAUAUGCCACAAGGUGCAUAACUCUGGCACCAAUAUUUAAUGAAUUAUGCCCAUUUUUGCUUAGGAUAUACUUAUAUAGUGUUUUGAUACAUUUUAUCUAUACCUCUCUUAUUACUUUAAGUUGAUAUUUUUGACAUAGACUCAGGCUAUUGUGCAAUAUCUUCAUCCACAAUUGGAGUCAUUAAACACUCCAGUGACAGCUCUAGUUUCCUCAGAUGUGCCCAGUUUCACUAUCCAGCAUCGAAAUAGUCGAGCGCGCUGUCUCCUGUGACAGCUCUUGUUUGAAUUGGUGGUCUCUGACCAUCAGCAAAUUAUUUAAAUGUAAAAAAAUUGGGGGGGGGGGGUGGGGGAGGGGGAGCCUAUACUCCGCAAAUCCUACAUACACCUUUCUAACCAUGCAUCAACAGAGAUAGUUCUCGGAGAGAAAUUAAUAAUUGAAUUUAUAUCGCACAGCAUAAAAAUUUAAGUGAGGCAACUCAGAAUUGCCUGAAGGUGAAUCAUGUUCAAAACAUAAUUUGUUCAAAAUUUACUCCGCUGGCAAUUAAAUUGUUUACCAGUAGACUCCCUA